Messenger RNA from Porites evermanni, 2557 nucleotides. The record is from the annotation of a GenBank genome assembly. Lineage: Eukaryota; Metazoa; Cnidaria; Anthozoa; Scleractinia; Poritidae.
AUGACACAAACAAGGGCAGAAGAGAAGCAUACGACCAGAGUUAAAACAUUUGACAGUUUGUGUUGUAAGUCAGGUUUGCUGCUGUCAAUUGUGUGCUGUAUCGCACUUAUUCACGUAGAACUUCGAGUACAAGAACAUCAUCAACUGAUUUCACACUCAGUGACACGUUGUGGUCAGUUGGAAACAGAAAUCCUUCGAGUGCAUCAGAACAAUGGAAGAUGGAGAGUAACCGAAAGCAGCGAUUCAGAUUUAAGAGAGGAGAUGGAAGGUAAGUAUUGAGAAAAACGAGGGCAAAGAUAGGUGGUCAUAAUUGGCUUCCGCCAGGAACAAGGUGAAUCGUUUUAGGCCUCCGGUGAGCGACGUUUAAUAAUGAUCUCCUUUCAAAAACACUGGUUUUUCUUAAAUCAACCAUAAACGUCAAGACGAAAGAGGAAAUGAUCAUCAGAGGUAAAUUAGUUUGCUUCUUAACGAAAUGUACUCACUCAAAUAAGCCAAUUUUGCCCCGCUUCUGGCAAGCCAAUCAAAAAGAGGAAAUCGCUUUUAUUGGCAUUUGCUUUUACUGAUUGUCACUGAGAUUUAUCAGAUCAGCAAAUUUCACGUUCUAUUAUCUUUCAUAAGGUCAAGAAUCCUCGUCACGACAAAAACGCACUUCACCAGACAACUCACACGCGAAACCGGUCAAAACAGCUUCUGAUGUAAAACUGCUGAUUAAAGAAGAGCUUCGUUUGCUGCAAAAUCAAAUCUGUGCCAAAGAUGAAAAGCUUUGUCGACCAGGACCAAAAGGUAACACAGGAAGGCGGGGGAGACGAGGACCCCAAGGUAUAUCGGGGCCCCGGGGGAAACCCGGCCCAGCAGGACCUCCUGGUAAACAUGGACCAAUAGGACCUCAGGGACCAAUGGGCAAAAAGGGGGAUCCCGGACUGCAGGGUCCGCCAGGUCCCACGGGACCUAGAGGCCCAUCGGGUGAGAAAGGGGCACCAGGACAAUCCAUCUCGGCUCCUUCUCUAUUGCAAAGUCCUGAACGAACGACAGUUAACAAAAGUCAGACAGCCAUCUUGAAAUGUACAGCGGUUGGCAAUCCUCCUCCCAAGGUCACAUGGUCUAAAAUUAAUUCAUCACUUCCUUUCGAGCGUCACGUGGUAGAGUCCAGUGGCGCUCUGAUUCUUCAGGAUGUUAGACCUAGAGACGAAGGCCAGUAUACCUGCAAAGCUGAAAAUUUGCUGGGAAGCAUUAACGCAACAGCGAAGUUAACGGUGCAGUGUAAGUCAUUUUUUCCCUUAAUGAAUGGUUUUGGUCUUUAUAGGAACUGAAAAGGUUUGUUAAUUUUAUGUCAUGUGAAAUAGGCUCAGAAAGUUUAUUUUUUUCGGAAAAAUCAAAAUUGGGAUUUCUUUAUCCAUUCUUCCUUCCUUUUUCAGUUCUCUCUAAGCUAUUAUUAUCAAAAAAUCGCCUCAUGGCUGAAGAGAAACAAAACGUAACCAUCAGCUGCAGUGCUACUGGUCAGCCGCCGCCUAGCAUCACGUGGUCUAAAGCCGUUGGUAAUUUGCCAAAGGACAGAAAUGAAGUCAUGCAUGGAGCCCUAACGAUCUACCAAGUGACAAGAGAAGACGGUGGAACAUACAUUUGCAAGGCAGAGAAUAUAUUGGGAUCAGUAACAGAUACGGUUGUACUCAUGAUAUUCUCUCCUUUGCGGUUCAAAGUCCGUCCUCCUCAAGAAUUGACUCCGGUGAUUGACUCCACUCUUCCUCUGCCUUGUGUAGCCGAGAGUGACCUGAGACCUGUAAUUUCUUGGUCAAAGGAUGGCUCUAUACUUCCUGUUGGUUCGAGAGUUCUUAAAAAUAACACUCUCGUACUAAACAGCAUCAAAAAAUCACACAGAGGAUCUUAUACCUGCAGAGCAACUAACGCCCUCAAAACGAUAGAAACAGAAGUUAAAAUCAAUUCUCCAGUGAGGGCUACUUCCUGUUCUGUUAUUAUAAAGAACGUCAGCAGUGUGAGCGGAAACUACGUCAUUGAUCCUGACGGCGAGGGAGGUAUGGCACCGUUCACCGUUUAUUGUAACAUGACAGCUAAAAAUGGAGUUGGCGUGACAGUCAUCAGUCACGACAGUGAAAGCAGAACAUCCGUGAAAGGAUAUGAAGGUCAGGGUAGUUUUUCCCGUGACAUUCAUUAUACAGGAGCGAGUCUCUCUCAGCUGGCGAGUCUCACCACAGUCUCUUCACAGUGUGAACAGUUUAUCAAGUAUGAGUGUUACAACUCGGUUUUGCUCUACAAGAACGAUCCGUUUGGUUGGUGGGUGUCACGUGAUUCUACUAAGAUGGCAUACUGGGGCGGAGCAUCUGGCAAUAGUAAGUGCGCAUGCGGGAUGACUAACUCGUGUGCAAACCCUAGUUAUGGCUGUAACUGUGAUGCGAAUGACAACGCAUGGCGUCGAGACAGCGGUCUCCUUACUGAUAAGACCAAGCUUCCUGUCAAACAACUCAGGUUUGGCGAUACUGGCGACGGGGCCGAACAAGGUUACUACACACUUGGAAAACUUAAGUGCUUUGGGACCGCAUAG